Molecule: messenger RNA, 1170 nt
Organism: Triticum turgidum subsp. durum (durum wheat)
Lineage: Eukaryota; Viridiplantae; Streptophyta; Magnoliopsida; Poales; Poaceae
Source: the annotation of a GenBank genome assembly
AUGCUCCGCCUCCACAAGUACGUCCUCACCCAACUGCUACCUUCUUCCUCCGCCUCCGCCUCCGCCUCCGCCAUCUCCCCUCUCAGCCGCCUCAUCUCCGCCGCCGCGCCCGCCGUUUCCCCCACCCCUAGCUGCUUCGCCGUGGAGGAGUACCUCGUCGCCACCUGCGGCCUCACCCGACCCCAGGCCGCCAAGGCCUCCGCCAAGCUCUCCCACCUCAAAUCCCCCGCCAAGCCCGACGCCGUCCUCGCCUUCCUCGCCGGCCUCGGCCUCUCCGGCGCCGAUGUCGCCGCCCUCGUCGCCAAGGACCCGGGCUUCCUCUGCGCCAAAGUGGAGAAAACCCUGGCACCCAACGUCGUCGGGCUCACCGACCUCGGACUCUCGCCUUCUGACAUCGCGCGCCUCGUCUCGCUGUCCCGUCACAAAUUCCGCUGCAGAUCCAUUGUCUCCAGGCUGCACUACUACCUCACUCUCUUUGGGUCCUCUGACAACUUCCUGCGGGCCCUCAAGAGGAACUUCUACCUUCUCUCGUCUGACCUCGACGGCGUCGUCAAGCCCAAUGUCGCUUAUCUGCACCAGUGCGGGCUAGGUGCUUGUGAUAUUGCCAGGCUCUGCAUAGCUAGGCCAUCCCUGCUCGGCAUCAGCACGGAACGCAUCCGCACAGCAGUGGCCUGCGUCGAAGGUCUUGGUGUACCCCGUGGAUCUCCGAUGUUCAGACAUGCGCUAAACGCUGUUGCAUUCCUCAGCGAGGAGAAAAUCACCGCCAAUGUAGAGCACUUGAAGAAGAUGUUCAGGUGGUCGGAUGCCGAGGUGGGCAUUGCUUUUUCUAAGGCUCCAACGUUGCUAACGAGGACCAAGGAAUCGCUGCAGCGCAGGUCCGAGUUCCUCAUCUCCGAGGUGGGGUUGGAACCGGCAUACAUUGCUUGUCGUCCGGCAAUACUCACAUACAGCUUGGAGGGCCGGCUCAGACCCCGGUACUACGUUGUCAAAUUUCUCAAGGAAAAUGGAUUGCUAGAUCACGACCGGGACUACUAUGCUGCAGUCAUGAUCAGCAAGAAGGUAUUCGUCGAGAAGUUCAUAUGCCCUCAUAAGGAUGCUGCACCGCACCUCGCUGAUGACUAUGGAGCAGCUUGCAGAGGAGAGGUUCCAGCUAGAUUCAGUUUCACAUGA